This is a messenger RNA of Lingula anatina, 1711 nucleotides long. Its product is annotated as core alpha-(1,3)-fucosyltransferase-like. Lineage: Eukaryota; Metazoa; Brachiopoda; Lingulata; Lingulida; Lingulidae. Gene Ontology annotation, cellular component: membrane. Gene Ontology annotation, molecular function: fucosyltransferase activity. The record is from RefSeq and is a predicted model, not a curated record.
UAUUAUGCCAUUCAUAGAUCAGUUAUUAAUAUAUCAUCUCUGACAGGAUUUGAGCUAACAGACGAUACUUCAACAACACCGGGAUAAAAAUUGGAUAUCUGGCGCCUUAGAGAAUCAGCCCUAUAAGUAUUAAGUAUGGGAGACAUAUCUGGCAUCACAGCCUAUUUAAAGAUUACAAAAUACGUCCCAUGCAGUUCCAAAACACCGUGCAGAAUCCUGACCUACACCAUCAUUACCGCUUUUGCCAUUUCCGCUUUACUCAGCUUUGUGAAAUUAUCCGACUUUUAUACGAAAAUACGGGUGUCGAUUCCCUACCCAAAAGCUGUGGCAAAAAGUCGAUUACAGGAAAGAGAAACCACUACGUAUUCUCUUGCGGCAGUCAUCUCCGCCACGCCCAACAAGCCUAAGGUGAUUCUGUCCUGGCGUCCCGUGCCGGGGUGGGACUUCAUGCACCUCAGAGACUACGCCAAGCCGGUCUUUAAAUCCAUUGGCUGCAAAGUAGAUAACUGUAUAUACACUGAGAAAAAGUCUUUAGCUGAUAAAAGUGACGCUAUUGUUUUUAUAGGCAGAAGUUUGGGAAGCAAACCCCAAAAAUUGCCCCAUCAACGCUGGAUAUGGGUAACCCUCGAGAGCUCGUGUUACACCGAAGCCGCAGAAACCGGAGGUGUUUGGGCAGGGAUGUUUAACUGGACCAUCUCAUUUCGGAGAGACUCGACCUUUUUUCUUCCAUAUGGUUACGCCAAGAAACGAUCGACCCCUAUUACUAAAAAUUUCACCAAAAUUGCGCUCAAGAAAACUAAAAAGGUGGCCUGGAUGGUCAGCGACUGUGGGACACGGGGUCAAAGAGAAAGAUAUGCCUCAGAACUUAAGAAAUACAUCUCAGUUGAUGUGUACGGUGCGUGUGGCCCCUUUAAGUGUUCAAAACGCGACAAUGAAAAAUGUUUGGACAACAUUAGCAAUGACUACAAGUUUUACCUGUCCUUCGAGAAUAGUAUCUCAACUGAUUACGUCACAGAGAAAUUUUGGAAAAUGUUUGAUCGAGACAUUGUAACGGUAACGAGAGGUCCGGCAAAUUAUUCAAGGGCUGGAAUAAAACCCGAGUGGCACAUCAAUACGAACGAUUUUAAAUCUCCUAAAGAUUUAGCAGACUAUCUGAAAUACCUGGACGGCAAUGUCAAGGCAUAUGUUAAAUAUUUAGAGUGGAAGAACCAGUAUGUUGGACUGUUCCCAAAAGCAGAUGUAUACUGUGAUUUAUGUGCCAAAUUAAACGACCCCAGUGAACCGGUGACAUGGUACCCGCCGGGACAACUGGCCAAGUGGUUUAUAGAUGGACACUGUAUUCCUCCCAAUGAUUUGAAUUUUAACACUUAAAAUACCCCCGAAACCAAUUUAAAGUAUGGAGUGAGGGGUUAAUGUACGGUACAUGUAAAUGAUACAUAUACAGUGUAGCUGAGAACAGAUCAUAUUUCACUAUUUGAUUGUAUCAUGCUAUUGUCUCUUGGUUUGUAAACACAUCCCAUUUCUCAACUAACGCAAUAGAUGUAAGUAUGGUUGCGACAGGAAUGGUUGUCAUGGGGAUAAUCCGGGGUCCCGGGGUUGCAAGUCAUUACAAAUGUUUAUAUUGUGAAUUAAUGGUACCAUCUUCAGAUAUUAUAUUGUUUCCAUUUCUAAAUGGUAUAACAUAUGCAUGGGGUUUGUAUAUUUAAACCAA